This is a messenger RNA of Rhipicephalus microplus (southern cattle tick), 2920 nucleotides long. It is a transcript of the gene MetRS, whose product is annotated as methionyl-tRNA synthetase 1. The record is from RefSeq and is a predicted model, not a curated record. Gene Ontology annotation, molecular function: methionine-tRNA ligase activity; ATP binding. Gene Ontology annotation, biological process: methionyl-tRNA aminoacylation. Gene Ontology annotation, cellular component: cytosol; aminoacyl-tRNA synthetase multienzyme complex. NCBI's taxonomy places the organism in Eukaryota, Metazoa, Arthropoda, Arachnida, Ixodida, Ixodidae.
UUCCCCGUCCCUUUUUCGAGCCGUGCUCGUACAACGUACAUGCGCACGUCGCUGCCUUCCGUUGCGAAAUGAUGUUACACGACAGUAACCACAAUUUUUACGGCAUCAAAACAGCGAUAUUUCUCGAGAUUACCGGCGAACAUGUGCCGAGAGUGACUGCCAGCCUCAAAGACAAGGUCGCGCCUUACCUCAGCCGUCCAAAGCUCCCAGUGCUAAAGCUUGCGGACGGUACCACGUUGUUCAAUGCGAAUGCCAUAUGCAGGUUUCUGUGGGAGAAGUCUGGAGAAAAUUCAGUUCUGAUUGAAGAUGAAGAAUGGUGCGAAUGGGAAGCCGUGAAACUACAGCCUGUCGUGGCAGCCGCCCUCUUGGAGCAUAUACAACAUGGAAAGGUUGACAACGACAUACAGGCCGCACUGAAAGCUCUCCUGAGGCACCUAGAUAGUCUCAUAUCGCAACAUUCCACGUUAAGUAAGAAUGCGCAAGGUCACGGCUUUGCCGACGUCAUUGUUUGGUCUUCCAUACUGCCGCUUAGAACUGCCGACAGCUUAUUUACAGGUCUAGUAGUUCCUUUCAAGUCUCUCACUAAAUGGUUUCGUCAUUUAGAAGAGGAUGAAAGUCUUCAAAAAGCACUGAAGUCGGUUCUUCCAAAGGAUGGCUGCAAGGAAUUUAAGGAAUCUCUCUCGGCCUUUGCACCGCAGCAUUCACUAAUUGUGACACCAAAGGCAGCCGACACUGUCCCCCUGAGGCCAAGCCUCAGUUGCACCCAAACAUCAGUGGAAGAGAGGGAACACACAUUAAGCUCUGAAGAAAUCGACAGGGCCUUUCAAAUAUGGACAGACCCUCGGAACAAGGCUACAGAACUAAAGAAGCGGACUGCGCCUGUACUCCCCAAGAAAGGCGAGAAAAACAUCCUCAUCACAAGUGCGUUGCCGUACGUCAACAAUGUACCUCAUCUGGGAAAUAUUGUGGGGUCUGUAUUGAGUGCUGACGUGUUUGCAAGGUAUUGUCGGAUCAGAGACUGGAACACAUUGUAUGUAUGCGGUACUGAUGAGUACGGCACGGCCACAGAAACCAAGGCGUUGGAGCUGGGAAGCACUCCUCGUGAGAUCUGCGACCGAUUCAACAAGAUCCACAGUGACAUCUACCGAUGGUUUAACAUCUCUUUCGAUCAUUUUGGAAGGACCACAACUGAACAACAGACAAAAAUUGCACAAGAGAUCUUUCUAGAACUUCACAAAAAUGGAUAUCUGCGUGAAGAAGUGGUGGAGCAGCUCUAUUGCAGCCAUUGUGAAAGGUUCCUUGCCGACAGGUUUGUCGAAGGCACCUGCCCAUUUUGUGGCUACGAGGAUGCAAGGGGAGAUCAAUGCGACCUCUGCUCCAAGCUAAUUAACCCAACAGAGCUCAAAGAAGCACGGUGUAAAUUGUGCAAAGAGCAUCCGGUGCUGAAAACAUCAGGACACCUUUUCAUUGACCUCCCCAAGAUUGAGCCUGCUUUUAUGGAGUGGUUCAAAAAAAAGACUUCAGAGGACCAGUGGACACAGACAGCCAAAGUGAUAGCGAGUUCCUGGCUCAGAGAUGGCCUAAAGCCUCGGUGCAUCACAAGAGACCUGAAGUGGGGCACACCCGUUCCGCUGCAGAACUAUAAGGACAAAGUGUUCUAUGUGUGGUUUGAUGCACCUAUUGGCUACCUCUCCAUCACGGCCAACUACACUAGUGACUGGGAGCUUUGGUGGAAGCAGCCCGACCAAGUGAAGUUGUACCAGUUCAUGGCCAAAGACAAUGUACCUUUUCAUGCUAUCGUUUUCCCUAUGACACAGCUGGGCACACACCAAAGCUACACAUCGGUUGACCAUCUGAUGGCUGUAGAGUACCUAAAUUAUGAAGAUGCCAAGUUUUCAAAAAGUAGAGGAGUUGGUGUGUUUGGGAAUGAUGCCCAGGAUACUGGUAUUCCUGCUGAUGUUUGGAGGUUCUAUCUCAUGUACCAGCGCCCUGAAAACCAGGACACGAGUUUCUGCUGGAGUGACUUGCAACUGAAGAACAACUCUGAGUUGUUAAACAACCUUGGAAACUUUGUGAACAGGGCUCUAACAUUUCUGUUCAAUAACUUUGGCGGCGUGGUGCCUGAACUCAACAUUCUCGAAGAAGACAAAGUGGUCAUUGCUAAGCUGUCAGCACAACUGGGGCACUACAUUAAUUUCAUGGACAAAGUCAGGCUUCGCGACUCGAUUCGGUGCAUAUUGAGCAUCAGUAGAAUAGGCAACCAGUACAUCCAGUUCCACAAACCUUGGGAACUUGUGAAAGGCACACCAGAGCAAAAGUUUCGGUCGGCAAGCAUAAUGGCACUGUGUGCCAAUGUGGCCUGCCUGCUGGCUGGGCUGCUGCAGCCAUUCAUGCCUGAAACCAGCGAAGCCCUGAGACAGCAGCUGAAUGUGCCCGUGUUCAAGCUGGAAGCUCACUUUGCGCCACUCUUGAAGGCGGGCCACAAGAUGAACAAACCUCUGCCUCUCUUCAAGAAGAUUGAGCAGGAGACGAUAGAUACCCUGAAAAAACGGUUUGAAGGCAAGACGCCUAGUCCUGCAAAGGUCCUGAAUGGCCACAAGGACACUACUGUCAAUUCUGUGAACAGCCAUGCUUCUGGCGACACUAGCUUGAAUGCAGAGGAGCUCACACAUCAAGUGCAAGUUCAGGGCAACAAAGUUAGGGAACUCAAGGCCGCCAAGGCAGACAAGGCAGCAAUCGACAAAGAAGUUGCACGCCUCUUGGACCUCAAGAAACAGCUUGCUGCAGUCUUGGGCGAGGAACUGCCACCACCCUCAAACCAGAAACGUGGCGGCCAGAAAAAGAAAAAAUGACCAAGCACUCGGAAAGGACACAGGCCACUUAUUUAUUUCAUAAAUAACGAAUGCACACAACCUACAAA